CUAAUCCUCGCCGCCGAUAUUGGCGCGUCCCAACUGACUUGUGUUUGAACCACCAUGUCCUUCUUUCCCACUACAUCGGGUGCGACAUCCGCUACGCUCGGUGGAACGGCCGCAAACGAACCGAAAGAUGUGGAAGUCUCCGACCCGCCUAGCGAUUCAAUCAGUUCGCUGGCGUUUUCGACUGCUGGAGAAUACCUUGCUGUCGGAAGCUGGAAUAAUGAAGUUCGAAUUUACGAGGUGAACCCACAAGGAGGGCAAACUCAAGGAAAAGCUAUGUAUACGCACCAGGGACCUGUUCUUGGAGUAUGCUGGAACAAAGAAGGCAAUAAAGUAAUUUCGUGCGGUGCCGACAACGCUGCGCGCAUGUAUGACUUGGCUACGGGCCAAAGCUCUCAGGUUGCGCAGCACGAUGCGCCUAUAAAGUGUGUGAGGUGGAUUGAGUCACCCCAGGGCGGGUUUCUUGCUACGGGUAGCUGGGACAAGACUCUGAAGUAUUGGGAUACUCGUUCAUCGACACCUGUUUCAACUGUUCAACUACCCGAGCGAUGUUACUCUAUGGACGUCAUGUACCCGUUGAUGGUCGUUGGUACUGCCGAGAGACACAUUCAGAUAUUCAAUCUUACGAACCCGACUACACCUUACCGAACACAAACAUCACCACUUAAAUGGCAAACACGUGUGGUUAGCUGCUUCCCUUCCGCAGAUGGAUAUGCCGUCGGGAGUAUUGAAGGACGCGUGGCCAUCCAGUACGUCGAAGAAGCCAAGUCUAGUCAAAAUUUCUCGUUUAAAUGCCACCGUAAAGAUCAGUCUCCUACCGCGAAGGAUCAAACUCUUGUCUUCUCAGUAAACGAUAUCGUAUUCCACCCCGUGCAUGGAACCUUUUCCACGGCAGGGUCGGACGGCACGGUCAACUUCUGGGACAAGGACGCGCGAACGCGGCUUAAGACUUUCGAACCGGUCCCCGGACCGAUCUCCUCAACGGCCUUUAACCGCACGGGAAACAUCUUCGCCUACGCGGUUUCUUACGACUGGUCGAAGGGAUAUACUGGGAUGACACCCGGUCACCCGAAUAAAAUCAUGUUGCAUGCAUGCAAGGAAGACGAGGUGAAGAAGCGUGCGGCUAGGAAGUGAUGAGAUUUUGCGAGUGUCACUUUCACUUCAUGCCUGCGAUGAUUUGAUGUUUAUGUCUUCUUCAUCGAUCGAUUGUUUCCUUUCUUCCCUUGAUUUUCAUUUUUGUUGCAUCGUUUUCUUUUGUGUUGCUGUACAAUGACAAUGUUAGUUGC
This is a messenger RNA of Fomitiporia mediterranea MF3/22, 1283 nucleotides long. RefSeq names its product WD40 repeat-like protein. The coding region runs from base 55 to 1131 and encodes 358 amino acids. The transcript is spliced from 8 exons. The record is from RefSeq and is a predicted model, not a curated record. Gene Ontology annotation, cellular component: nuclear pore. NCBI's taxonomy places the organism in Eukaryota, Fungi, Basidiomycota, Agaricomycetes, Hymenochaetales, Hymenochaetaceae. Gene Ontology annotation, molecular function: RNA binding; ubiquitin binding. Gene Ontology annotation, biological process: transcription-dependent tethering of RNA polymerase II gene DNA at nuclear periphery; RNA export from nucleus.